Molecule: messenger RNA, 627 nt
Organism: Saccostrea cuccullata (small rock oyster)
Lineage: Eukaryota; Metazoa; Mollusca; Bivalvia; Ostreida; Ostreidae
Exons: 4
Coding region: 32-517 (161 amino acids)
Molecular function (GO): calcium ion binding
Source: RefSeq, a predicted model, not a curated record
AAAUCAAAAAAGUUAAGAAUUUUUUGCCUAAAUGGAGGUUACCGUUUAUCUUUUGACUCUUACGACACUGGUGUCAUUUAUUUAUGCUCAACCCUGGUCUGCAGACCUGGGACUCAGUACCGGAAAUAAGGGACCGGAACUGAAAUUAACCGUCGGACGAAAAGUCGGAAACUGGAAUUUCAAAGCAUUUGGUUCAACAGACUUUGGCGGUGGCUGGAAAGCCGGGGUUGGCGUAGGAAUAAAAUUCAAAAGGUCAACUGAUGAAAUUCAUCGAAGAUACGACAUUGUGAUAUUGGCCAACCCUUGCCGGUUCCGUAUUUAUGACAAUAACGAUGAUGACGUCAUCACAAUGGACGAAAUGACAGAGCUUUUUGAGAACCCAGAACUUGGCACCAAGUUAUUCAGUGAUCUAGACACCAAUAAAGAUGGAGAAAUAACAAAACUUGAAUUUUCCCGCCGAGUUCCCUUUGUGAUUAAAGAAUGUUCAAAGAACCAAAGAAUCGCCAGAAGAGCAUAACCCCAGUAUAAGAAAAAAGAGACAAGUCAUGUGAGUUUAUUAAUAGUGACGUCAGAUUUCUGUACAGCAUAGUCCCAUUCCUGUUUUACGGGUGUUUACUUUGUUAAAUA